Messenger RNA from Pedinophyceae sp. YPF-701, 852 nucleotides. The record is from the annotation of a GenBank genome assembly. NCBI's taxonomy places the organism in Eukaryota, Viridiplantae, Chlorophyta, Pedinophyceae.
AUGGCUGCGCGGCGCGCCGGGCUCGUGCUCGGGCGGCUCGGAGCUUUUGGUCGCAUGGCCGAGGCGUCGACCGCCUCGUCGUCGGCCUCCAGCGCUGCCUUGACGAGCUCGCGGAUCUCGACCGUGUCGUCUGUGCCCGCUGAGGCCAUGCGAAGCGCCCCCGCGUUCUCGCACAGGUCGUUCGCGUCGCAGCCUGCGCCCGUGGGCAGCGGGAACGCGCCCACGAUCGCCGUGGACCCCGACUCGGGCCUGCCCCCGACCUUCCACGCCCAGAUGAACCCGACGCCCUACAUCGACUACCACGUCGGCGACAACGACAACCACAAGCGCCUGCCCCCCGGCGGCGACGUGGGCGCCCGCGCGUUCAACUACUUCAUCCUGAACUCCGGCCGCUUCAUCUACGCGUCCGCCGCGCGCCUCAUGGUCCUCAAGCUCCUCAUGACGUGGUCCGCCGCCAAGGACGUGCUCGCCAUGGCCUCGCUCGAGGUCAAUCUUGACUCGAUCCCCGAGGGCCAGACGGUCACGGUCAAGUGGCGCGGCAAGCCCGUCUUCAUCAAGCACCGCUCCGCCGACGACAUCGCCAAGGCGGCUGCCGUGCCGGUGUCGGAGCUGAAGCACGCGGAGGCGGACGACGAGCGCGUGGUGAAGCCGGAGUGGCUGGUGGUGCUCGGGGUGUGCACGCACCUCGGCUGCGUGCCGAUCGCCAACGCGGGCGACUACAGCGGGUGGUUUUGCCCGUGCCACGGCAGCCACUACGACGGCAGCGGACGCAUCCGGAAGGGCCCCGCGCCGCUCAACCUCGAAGUCCCGGAGUACAAGUUCCUCGACGACAGCACCAUGGUGAUCGGUUGA